AUGGCUUCAAAGUCUUCAGCAUCUUUUCAAGUUAUAGAAGAAGGGGAAGAACAAAAAGAAGAACAACAACCUUCAAUUUCUUCAUCAAAUGCAGACGAUCAGCCGCCAGUGAUUGGUGGGGGGACAGAAAUGGGAGAAGCAAUAAUGGAAAUGAUCCGUCCUGCUGUUCAGAAUUUGGAUAAUCAAGUAAAAUGUACAAGGAAAAGUCAAAUAAUGUUGGCUUCCCAUAUUGAUGAAUUAUCGAAAAAAUUAAAGAGUAUUGUGGAUGAACAAACACUUCCCUACGAUUUGGAUAUUUAUGUGAGGAAAUUAGAAGAUAGCCGUAAACGGAUGACGAGUGUUAACCAGCGGUUGCAGUCUCUUCACACGCGUGUAAGUCAACUACAAAGAAGCGCAGCACGCGAGAUUAGUAAACAAAAACAACGUCAGACUCCGGCUCAGCAAUAA
Messenger RNA from Meloidogyne enterolobii, 447 nucleotides. The record is from the annotation of a GenBank genome assembly. NCBI's taxonomy places the organism in Eukaryota, Metazoa, Nematoda, Chromadorea, Rhabditida, Meloidogynidae.